CGCCGCCGCCGGGAACAUGCGGCUGCGCGUCUACAAGCGCAAGGUGCUGCUGCUGGCCGCCGCGCUGGCGCUCUGCGCGCUGGCGCUCUGGGGCACCGGCGGCGGCGGCGGCCGGCGGCGGCAGCAGCAGCAGCAGCAGCAGCAGCAGCAGCAGCGAGGCGGUCCCGGUAGCACCGGGGAGCCGCCGCGGGUCAGCGAGCCCGCCCCCCCGCCGGUGCCGCCGCGCCGCUCCUCCGCCAACACCUCUGCUGCCGCCGCGGUGGCGCCCGCGGUGCUGUCCGACAACGCGACGCUGAGUUACCGCUCGCUCGUGUACCGCCUCAACUUCGACCAGCCGGUGCGCAACGCCGCGCGAUUCCCGGCGCGGCCCGACCUGGUGCUCGUGGUGCAGGUGCACGACCGCGCCGAGCACCUGCGGCUGCUGCUCGAGUCGCUGCGGCGGGCGGCGGGCGUGGAGAACGUGCUGCUGGUGCUCAGCCACGACCUGUGGGCCGAGGAGCUCAACCGGCUGGCGGCCCGCGUGGACUUCUGCGCCGUGCUCCAGGUGUUCUUCCCGUUCAGCAUCCAGCUGUACCCGCGCGAGUUCCCGGGCCACGACCCCCGCGACUGCCCCCGCGACGUGGGCAAGGCGGCGGCGCUGCGCCUGGGCUGCAUCAACGCCGAGUUCCCGGACUCGUUCGGGCACUACCGCGAGGCGCGGUUCGCGCAGACCAAGCACCACUGGUGGUGGAAGCUGCACUUCGUGUGGGAGCGCGUGCGGGCGCUGCGGGAGCACGCGGGGCCCGUGCUCUUCCUGGAGGAGGAUCAUUACCUGGCCCCCGACUUCUACCACGUCCUCAAGCAGCUCUGGGCCCUGCGCCAGCGCGAGUGCCCCGAGUGCCAGGUGGUGUCCCUGGGCACCUACAGCCCCGUGCGGGGCGGCUUCGCCGGCCGCGCCGACAAGGUGGAGAUGAAGACGUGGAAGUCCACGGAGCACAACAUGGGCAUGGCCUUCGGCAGAGACACCUACCAGAAGCUCAUCGAGUGCACGGACGCCUUCUGCACCUACGAUGACUACAACUGGGACUGGACUCUGCAGCACUUGACUGUCUCUUGUCUUCCAAAGUUCUGGAAAGUGCUGGUUCCCGAGAUCCCCAGGGUUUUUCACACGGGGGACUGUGGCAUGCACCACAAGAAAUCCUGCAGACCGUCCACCCAGAGUGCCAAAAUCGACUCUCUCUUGAACAGCAACCAACAGUACCUGUUUCCCGAGACGAUGAGCGUCAGUAAAAGGUACUCCAUGGCUCCCCUGUCCCCUCACGUCAAAAACGGAGGGUGGGGAGACAUCAGGGACCACGAACUCUGUAAGAGUUACCGCAGACUCCAGUGAGGAUCCUUCUCUUGCAGCCUUCUUUUCUUCUUGAGUUGUCCCAUCGUGUCUUUUACAGGCACGCACGUGUAUAAACAGCAUUUAUGAGUUGGUUUCUGCUUUAAUAAUGAAUAAACAUUCUUGUUUAAAGGUGUCCCAAAAUAGUAAUCUCUCAUGUUUGGCAACCACGUUUUGGAAAUGGGUGAUGUGCUGCAGCCCCUACGCAAAAAGUGACCUGCUGCUGAGUUUGCUGGGAGGAGGAGGAGGAGGAGAAGGAGGAGGAGAACACUAUUAAGUGCAUCUUUUUUGGUGCUGAAGCUCUGGUGGUGCCCGUGACACCGCGCCGGGGGGCCCUCGUGUGCUGUCCCACCCGGGGUCACCUCAUGCCCGAUCCCCGUGUCCCGGCUCGGUUUGCGAUGAUGUGUUGAUGAAAUAUAUGAAGGAUGGAAAAAAUAAAUUCAUUGUUUUUACUACAAUGUAGAUAAAUAUAUGAUUUUUUUAGUUCUGCCGAAAUAAAAAGUCAGUUGUUUU
Molecule: messenger RNA, 1879 nt
Organism: Empidonax traillii (willow flycatcher)
Lineage: Eukaryota; Metazoa; Chordata; Aves; Passeriformes; Tyrannidae
Gene: MGAT2
Product: mannosyl (alpha-1,6-)-glycoprotein beta-1,2-N-acetylglucosaminyltransferase
Exons: 1
Coding region: 17-1369 (450 amino acids)
Biological process (GO): protein N-linked glycosylation; oligosaccharide biosynthetic process
Cellular component (GO): Golgi stack; Golgi membrane
Molecular function (GO): alpha-1,6-mannosylglycoprotein 2-beta-N-acetylglucosaminyltransferase activity
Source: RefSeq, a predicted model, not a curated record